CCUCCCGCUGCCGCGGAACCGUGCGCUGCGACCUGGCUGAGGCUUGCUUGCUGAAGGAAAAAUGAUGCAAAAUGUGCAUCCGGCUCCUGAGAAUAAUGAAGAUGAUCUCUAUUCUGGCUACAAUGAUUAUAAUCCCAUGUUUGACACAGAGGAUUUAGAAAAUGAUGUAGCUUUUCAACAGGCUGCAAGAACAAGUCAUGGAAGAAGACCCCCUGUGACAGCCAAAAUUCCUGCUACAUCAAGUCCAAGACCUCUGGCUACUGGAUUUGGGGCAGGUUUUUCUGUUUCAAAGGCAACUUUAACUUCAUCUAUGGGAAGACCCAUGACAGGAACUAUACAGGAUGGGAUUUCUCGACCAAUGACAGCAGUGCAAGCUGCAGGUUACACUAAAGCAGCUGUGAGAGGUUCUUCAUUUGAUCCUCUUGGCCAAGCAAGAGGUCCUGCUUCACCUUUGGAAAAGAAAACUUCAGACAGUUUGGAGGAGAAGAUGAGGCAGUUGGAAAAAAAAGUUAAUGAACUGGUUGAAGAAAGCUGUGUUGCCAAUAGCUGUGGAGACUUGAAAUUGGCUCUGGAGAAAGCAAAAGAAGCUGGAAGGCAGGAAAGAGAAUUGCUGAGACAACGUGAACAAAUCGCUCCUCCAAAAAGUAUCAACUUAGACCUCACUUACACAGUUCUGCUCAAUCUGGCCAGUCAGUAUGUUGCUAAUGAAAUGUAUGCUGAAGCUCUGACUACUUACCAAGUUAUAGUGAAGAAUAAGAUGUUCAGCAAUGGAGGUAUACUGAAGGUAAAUAUGGGAAAUAUUUACUUAAAACAACGGAAUUAUUCCAAAGCUAUCAAAUUCUACCGUAUGGCUCUAGACCAGAUUACUAGUUCCCACAAACAGAUGAGGAUAAAAAUAAUGGAAAAUAUUGGAGUUGCAUUUAUUAAAACUGGCCAAUACGUUGAUGCCAUUUCUUCAUUUGAAGAAAUAAUGAACAUAUCCCCAAACCUGAAGGCAGGCUUCAACCUGAUCCUAUGUUACUUUGCUAUUGGAAAUGGUGAGCAAAUGAAGAAAGCCUUCAAAAACCUCAUCGAAGUUCCCUUGGAAGUGGAUUAUGAAGACAAAUACAUUUCUUUAAAUGAUGAUCUACAUACAAAUCUACUGAUUGAAGCCAUUAAAAAUGACAGUUUGAGUCAAAUAGAACGUGAGAGGAAAUCCUUGGCAGAGGAAUACAUCAUGACAGCUGCUAAACUCAUUGCACCAGCAAUUGAGACAUCUUUUGCAGUAGGCUAUGACUGGUGUGUUGAUGCAGUGAAAGCUUCCCACUAUGUAGAAUUAGCCAAUGAUCUGGAAAUAAAUAAAGCCACUACUUACUUGAGGCAACAGAAUUUUAACCAGGCACUGGAGACUUUGAAAAUGUUUGAAAAAAAAGAUAGCCGAGUAAAGAGUGCAGCUGCAACAAACCUUUCAUUCCUUUAUUAUUUGGGGAAUGAAUUGGAACAAGCAACUAACUAUGCAGAUUUAGCAGUAAAUUCUGAUAGGUACAAUCCAUCAGCUCUAACUAACAAAGGAAAUACUGUUUUUGCAAAUGGAGACUGUGAAAAAGCAGCUGAAUUUUAUAAGGAAGCUCUCAGGAAUGAUUCCUUAUGCACUGAAGCACUUUACAAUCUUGGUUUAGCUUACAAGAAGUUAAACAGGAUAGAUGAAGCUUUGGAUUGUUUUCUGAAACUCCAUGCAAUCCUUCCCAAUAGUGCCCAAGUCCUUUACCAGCUAGCAAACAUAUACCAGAUCAUGGAAGAUCCCAAUCAAGCCAUAGAGUGGCUGCUGCAGUUGAUCAGUGUAGUACCAACUGAUCCACAUGUACUUUCAAAGCUAGGGAAUUUAUAUGAUACUGAAGGUGAUAAAUCCCAGGCUUUUCAUUAUUACUGUGAGUCGUACCGGUAUUUCCCUUCCAACAUUGAGGUCAUUGAGUGGCUUGGAGCGUAUUACAUUGACACCCAGUUCUGUGAAAAAGCCAUUGAGUACUUUGAAAGGGCAGCACUUAUCCUGCCAACACAAGUGAAAUGGCAGCUGAUGGUUGCCAGUUGCUACAGAAGAAGUGGGAACUACCAGAAAGCUCUGGAGAAAUACAAAGUCAUUCACAGAAAAUUCCCAGAGAAUGUUGAAUGCCUCAGAUUUUUAGUUCGCCUCUGCACAGACAUGGGGCUGAAAGAAGUCCAGGAAUACAUAACAAAGCUCAAGAAAGCAGAAAAAUUAAAAGAAAUCAGAGAGCAGCGCAUUAAAUCUGGCAGAGAGGGCAGCGCGCGCAGCCGCAAAGAGGGAAGUGGUGAUAGUGGUGGUACCAAAGGGGAAAGACUGAGUGCCAAACUGAAAGUUCUGCCUGGAACAAAUGAACCCUAUGAAGGUAGCAGCAGUAAAGAAAUAGAUGCCUCCUACGCAGAUCCACUUGGCCCACAACCAGAAAGACCAAAAACAGCAGCAAGAAAAAGAACGGAGGAAGAUGAUUUUGCUGAUGAAGAACUAGGAGAGGAUCUGCUUCCAGAAUAGCAUAUGGGCCACUCAUCUUUUUUUUUAAUCCUUGUAAAAGUUUUAGCUGAACACUUUUCAUUCAUAAUGAUUUUGUAGUGUAUUUUUAUAAACUAUUCAUUAAAUACUUUGAACAUGUGGUACCUUAUGUAGAAAACUUGGAUUUGUAAUUGCAGUGUCUUCUGUGAUUGAUUAAAAAAAUAAUGGUGAGGUUAUUUUA
Molecule: messenger RNA, 2726 nt
Organism: Zonotrichia albicollis (white-throated sparrow)
Lineage: Eukaryota; Metazoa; Chordata; Aves; Passeriformes; Passerellidae
Gene: IFT88
Product: intraflagellar transport 88
Biological process (GO): kidney development; non-motile cilium assembly; inner ear receptor cell stereocilium organization
Cellular component (GO): non-motile cilium; ciliary base; ciliary basal body
Molecular function (GO): kinesin binding
Source: RefSeq, a predicted model, not a curated record